UAUGAUUACAAAUAUUGUGACGUCACUAUUUAUCUUAACUUUAAUUGAUUGGUCAAGUGGAUUUAAUUUGAAAACUGUUAACAUUGCUUUUGAACAAUUUACUAAACAAUCAACAACAUUUGAACAACAUAUUAGUAAUUUUACUGUGAAUGGAAUUUUUGAUCCUCGAUUCAAACCAAAUGUUUGUAGUCAGACAACUACUGAACAAAAUCCAUGGUUAAUUGUUCAAUUUGAAAAAGCUUAUAUUAUUCAAGCAAUGCGUUUAUUGAACAGAAAUAAUAAUCAUCAUGAAAAAUUAAAUAAUUUAUCUAUAAAAACAAAAUUAUCAAGAGAUAUUUCAAUAACAAAUUUUGAGUCAUUUCAACUUUUUAACUUUAUUGAGAAGUUUUUAGUUUCAUCUGGUUCAAAAUCUUUUAAAUGUAAAACAAAACCUCAUUAUGCAACAACUGUUCUGUUUUAUAUCAAUACUUUAAAUCCAUUAACUUUAUGUCAAAUUGAAAUGUGGAAUUUGAAAAAUUUAGCUAAACAUAAAGUAGCUACUUCUAGUAGUUUUAUUGGUAAUGGAUAUCCUCGAAAUGGUGUUGAUGAUCUGGUAUGUGCUAUAUUUAAUGUUGAUGGUAUUGCUUGUACACAUACAUCUCUAGAGAAUCUUCCAUGGUGGAAAGUCGAUUUAGCCAAUGAAACUAUUGUUUAUGCAAUUUCAAUGAUUGGAGAUCUUGAACGUCCCGGUAGAUCAAUGAAUGCCUAUAUAAGUGUUACAGAAAAUUCUACUAUUCCAGUAUUAAAUAUGCCUAUAUUGUGUGCAAGUUUUAACGAUAUUUUACCUAAUUAUUCAACAGUAAGAUGUCCAAAAUUGACAAUUGGACGUUAUGUAUCAAUCAUCCUCAACGCAAAUACAGUCCUCACUGUAUGUGAAGUUGAUGUUUUUGGUGCAAAUACUAAUGAUAUUAUCAUGAUUUAUUCAAUUUUUGUAAAUGGUACUGACUACCAUCAUCUUAAUACUCGAUUUGUAAAGGAUUGUAAUGGACAUAUAAAAGCUACUACAAAUAUAUUAAAAGAGAACAUCAAUCAUUUUAGGAUUGAAAUCAAAGGUGUUGGAAUUGAAAAUAUAUGCCAAAAAUAUAAUAUUAUGCCAGUGACAACUUUCCAAAUUGGAGAUAGAAAAUAUGACGAAUUUUGUAAACUAACCAAUGUAAACAAUGGUUAUUUUAUAGAAAGAGAUAUGUAUGAUAAAUGUUCAUAUUCAUGCACUUGUAAAAGUCAUCUUUGUCAUUCUAUCUCUCUGUAUGAUAUCUCAAAAUUCGAAUCACUUGUCAAAGAAAUAUUUGUGUUUCUAUACCCUAACUAA
This is a messenger RNA of Dimorphilus gyrociliatus, 1348 nucleotides long. The record is from the annotation of a GenBank genome assembly. Lineage: Eukaryota; Metazoa; Annelida; Polychaeta; Dinophilidae.